AGAGGAAAAUGGCGCGGUGUUUAUUUUAUGUAAACAAAUAUUAAAAAUAAAUUACUAAAAACUAAUAGCUGGCAAUAUGGAAAAUAUAUUUGACUUGGAAAAGGAACAGGCGGAAAUGCAAGUCAGUAUAACAUUUGGCGAACUGCAAUGUCUUGCUUGCGAAGAUGUAGUUUCAUGUGUUUCACAAGAAAAAGCAUUAGAAAUUUGCAAACGCAGUGUGACAGAUUUAAGCGCUAAAACUGUGGAAGUGUUGAGUCUCUGGCUGCGAAAACUGCUGCGAGCCUAUUUUAAUGAUGCCAUAUGCUGUAUAGAGGUUUUCAAGUGUUUGUAUGAGUGGUUCAUAAAAUUGAAAGAAGAUGUGAGUCCAGAGAAUAAAACGGCAUGCGAUGAUUUCAUAACAUUGCUAAAUGAUGCAGUGGGCUUUGCUGAGUGGGCCAAGGAAAAGCUGGUUAAAGCUGGCGAACGUUUAAUGCACACAACAGCAUUCUUUUUGCUUUCCAUUGUAAACGGUUGUCUGCAGCAAAGCAUUGAAAACAAUGUGGAUGCAUUAAAGGAGCAUGAACCGCUGGCAAUCGAGCUGCAUAUGACGGUGCUUUUCCUGCUGAAGGAAAUUACUGCCAAUUCCAGCAAAGUACAUGCUCGGAUUACACCCUUGCUGCGACAGCUGAUUGAGAUUGCAGACUUUCUCGGUGCUAAAAUGUCACAUUUGCGUGCAUUUGUGAAAACCAGCAAGACAAUGACAAACAUUUGCACCCACUACUCCAGCAGUGUUGAUCUGAACCAAUCCCUGCCCGAUUGGUUACAGGAAACCAUAUUGCAUCUAUGCGACACUGUUCUCAACAAUCUGGAGAUAGUUUAUCAAAAGGGUGUCUCUUCCGUACCGCUGGAUAAGAUGGAAGAGCAUUUGAAGAUUGCCCAGGCAUAUUUAAUAAUGCUGCACAAACUGUUAAGUUGCGGUGUUAAACAUAUGGACAAAACCGUUUUGGACACCAUGAUAUUGCUAUUAAUGGGCGGUGAAUCUCGACCAACCCACGAUCUGAGCAAGGAAAUUCCAAUACUUGUCUCAAAAUAUGUGCGACCCUAUGUAUUGGAACUUUUUGAGCUAAUCUAUCAGCUGAAUGACUUUCAAAACUACCUUAUGGCAUUGUUGACAGAGCCGGAACAAGCGGAUGAGGAUUACUAUGAGCUUUGCUUGGAUUAUAUCACUGUGGUCAUUAUUGAUAAUACAGAAAUUAUGCCACUCACCUGCCAAACAGUACAGAAAAUCUUUGAAUAUUUGGUCAAAGAUGCUUCAAACUUUACAAAUGCUGCACGCUAUAAUCGACUUUUAGAAGUAUUUGGCAGCCUCUUGUACUUGGCAGACUCUGUAACACUGCUUAAAUACUUUAAUAAUGGACUAUUUCAAGAGGAUCUAAUAAAGUCACAAGUUUGUGCUGAUGUGCUCAUGAUUUGCUUUCGUUUAAGAGAUGAAAAUGAUGGCUGGAGUCAUCCUGAUGUCGUGCAGGCCACCGAUUAUUACAUCAAAUGCAAUAACUUGUAUACUCUGUUCUCGCAGAAUCCGAGUCAGUGGCAUAUACAACGCAUGCUCAGAUAUUUCCAUAAAUUGGGCAACCACGAGCUGCCACUAUUCAAUAUGAAAAACUAUCGCUAUUUACACUGUGUAUCAGCCAGAAUUGAGCAGGAUCAGCGACUGUGGACAAUGCGUCUUCAGCGUAUAUUGAUAGCGCCUUUAAACGACGCUGAGCAGUAUUAUGAAAUGUUAGCUUUGAUGGAAUUGCUGAUGAACAGCCAAUCUGAUUGGCUGCAUCUCUUAGCAGAAAGCGUGAAGGAACUUUUUAAAACCGACAAGUGUAAGCUCCUGGCUAAUAUCUACUUUAAGCUGGGACUCCAAUGUAAUCGAGCUACACAGCUACGCAUAUUGCAGGGAGCAAUGCCUACACAUGAGAUUAUCAAGAGCUGCUGGCAUAUUCAGAAAUUCCUUCAUUCCUGCAAGAAUAGUGAUGAUGCACAGCUCAAAUCCUUGGCUAAUCUACACACAAUUACCACUGAUUUGUUGCCAUUAUUGAAUGCUUUGCAACCGCCGCUAAAUUAUAGGUCCAAUGCAAGCAAAAAUUACAACUUUAAUUACCAACAAUGGGAUUACAAGCGUCUUCAAUUCCAUCGCUGCAAAUUAAGCAGCCAGAAGCGCAAACGAUCGGAGAACGAGCCCAAGGAAUUAAUACAACAACUUGAGAGUAACUCAAAAGAAUUGCUUCUCUACUCUGGCGAAUUAGAUGCAUCCGAUGUGAUGCAGCUGAGGAGCACCAUUAGCAAUUUAAAACAACUUUUAUCAAGCUAGUUAAUAUACAUUUUAUUUCUGUUUAAACAUUGUACAUAUAUUGGCCAACACUCACAUCGUCCACGUCCAUAAUAUAUAAGAAUUUUUGACCCAGUUGCUUUAGUUCGGAUUCUUGAAUUAAGAUACCUGAAAGCAACAGUUUGUACAAUUAUAGAAUAAAAGUUAUGAUAUUUCGUAUACCAGCAAAGGAAGCCGAGAUGAAGCUAACGACGGUUCCAGCUACUAAGGCCCGAACUGCGACAUUUGCUAUAUCGCUCCGUCGACUCGGAGCCAUGGCACUCAGUGAUGCUAUUAUAAUUCCCAAAGAACCUGGAUUCGCAAAACCACAAAGCGCAAAGGUAGCAAUGCCAGCGCUGCGUUCCUAAAAGAGUUAAUGAAUGUAAAAUAAAAUAUGAUCAAAAUGA
Messenger RNA from Drosophila innubila, 2742 nucleotides. RefSeq lists its product as uncharacterized. The transcript has 10 exons. The record is from RefSeq and is a predicted model, not a curated record. Lineage: Eukaryota; Metazoa; Arthropoda; Insecta; Diptera; Drosophilidae. The coding region runs from base 77 to 2338 and encodes 753 amino acids.